AAAAUCGCGUAUUAUCUUUCACAAACAAAAAGUAAAUUUGCGAAAUAUACAUUGUAUGUGAACUUGGUUGUCCCCCAGACAUGGCCACCUUAUUUUUUCGAUCUGGACGUUUGGUCGAAAAGCUUGGAAUAAAACAACACUUGAAGGUACUGUCGGCUGCCAAUAACAUUACCUUACAAAAUGUGUGGAGUGGCCAGUCCCAGCAGAAACGAAACCUUUCAAUACAUGAGCACAUGUCCAUGGAACUACUUCGAGAUGCCGGUAUUGCAGUUCCUAGAUUUCGAGUGGCAACAAAUAGUGAAGAAAUUUAUAAGGAUGCAAAAGAAAUAGCCGAGUUGACUGGCACUCCAGAUGUGGUGGUGAAGGCUCAAGUUCUGGCAGGUGGACGUGGGAAAGGAACAUGGGACAGUGGACUCAAAGGGGGAGUGAAAUUAGUGUACUCAGCUAAAGAGGCCAAGGAGAUUGGCAGUAAAAUGAUUGGUCACAAGCUCUUCACAAAACAGACAGGGAGUGAAGGCCGCAUCUGCAACAAGGUGAUGGUGGUUGAGAGGCUGUACCUCAGGCGAGAGUUUUACUUUGCAAUCACUUUAGAGAGAACCUAUGGGGGCCCCGUUUUAGUUGGCAGCGCUCAUGGGGGUGUCAAUAUUGAGGAAGUGGCAGCGGAAAAUCCCAGUGCAAUCAUCAAGGAACCCAUUGACAUCAUUGCAGGCAUCUCCAGAUCACAGGCCUUAUAUGUGGCUAAAAAGAUUGGAUUCAGCUCUGCGGCAAUAGAGAAGGCAACAGAUUAUAUCAUGAAGAUGUACAAUGAUAUUUUCAUUAAAUAUGAUGCCUCUAUGCUGGAGAUCAACCCAAUGGUGGAGGAUAACUCUGGUCAAGUUUACUGCAUGGAUGCUAAAAUCAACUUUGAUGACAAUGCUGCCUUCAGACAGAAAAGCAUUUUUGCCUUGAGAGACUGGUCUCAGGAGAAUGAGAGAGACUGCAGAGCUGCACAGUCUGACCUGAAUUACAUAGCUCUGGACGGAAACAUUGGUUGCUUGGUUAAUGGUGCUGGCUUGGCUAUGGCUACCAUGGAUAUUAUCAAGCUGCAUGGAGGGGCUCCAGCAAACUUUCUUGAUGUUGGUGGAGGUGCUACAGCACAACAAGUCACUGAGGCCUUCAAACUUAUCACAUCAGAUCCCAAAGUAAAUGCAAUCUUAGUGAACAUAUUUGGAGGUAUCAUGCGCUGUGAUAUUAUUGCUCAAGGGAUUGUGGCAGCUGCAGGAAGUCUGAGCUUAAAGAUUCCCAUUGUGGUUAGGUUACAAGGAACCAAGAUGGAUGAUGCUAAAGCCUUAAUAGCUAAUAGUGGACUUAAAAUUAUAGCUAUUGAUAAUUUGGAUGAGGCAGCCAAAAUAGUAGUGAAACUGUCAAAUAUUGUCACACUUGCCAAGGAAGCAUCAAUUGACGUCAAGUUUGAACUACCUUUGAAAUCCUAAUGUUGUUUGAAUAGUAGGCCAUUCAAGUCUUCUUUGUGAUAACACUACACACCUCCGCUGAGUAAAAUGCUUUAAACUACCUAGAAACAGAUGAAGACUGAAAGAGAGAGAGAGAGUUUGUGCUGAAUGUAUUUAUAAGUCACAUUAAGGAUGACAAAUGUUAGAUAUUUAUAUAUGUGAGUGAUGAAUGUUUAUAUUUGACUGUGGUUCCCUUGUAUUUCUUGGGCAGUGAUCAUAUAUUGGAGUGACUUUUGUGAGUUUGAUUAAUUCCUUAAUAGCUUGUACAUCAUAGAGUUCAUCAUACUCAGUCUGUUUUUAUAUUUUCAUGAGACUUAAACAUUUAUGUCAUACAGUUACUUUUAUAUCAUUAAUCUUAAUAGUGCAAGACUAAAAUUUGAACAUAAUAUAGUCCAUGAAUGUGUUUUGACUAGUUUGUUACAAGUUCAUUAUAAACUAAAAUUGACCCUUUAAUUUGUAUCAGGUGUGCCCUAGAUAUGUAGUUGACAGCUGUAUGUUAUAAAAUUGUUCAGACUUGAAAGCAAUUUAUUGACCAACAUAUACAGAUUCUAUCUAUCUGUAUGGCAUGUACAUCUUACUCAUUCUGUUUAUAAAAUUUCCUUGAGACUCAAACCUGUAUGUCAUACAGUUACUUUUAUAUCAUUAAUCUUAGAGUGCAAGACUCAAAUUUGAACAUAAUAUAGUCCAUGUGUGUGUUUUUACUAGUUUGUUAUACUAAGAUGUUAAUAAUAGAAUAGUGACACUUGAGUGUGUUUCCCAUGAUAUCAUCAAAUUGCUAGUUGCACACUGCUCCAGAUUUGACAUGCUGUUACGAGGUUUGACUGAAUGCAGCCACUAAGAAGGAGAGAGAGAGAGAAGAGAGAAUGAAGAGAGAGAAUUAAAAAAAAACUAAACGCUAAUAACAUUAUGCCAUUAUUCUUGUGUAUGCCAUACCCCAGUCAUUGAAUGUAGCAUAAGAAAAAAUAGUUGAGAUGAUGAUUGUAGAGGUGCCAGAGGUUCAUGAUGAGCUCCCAAUGAUGGCUAGUGAGUCCAAGGAAAGUCAACAAAACCUAUAUGAAGAUAUGAAAGUAACUUUUCAUGUUGAACCGAUACAAUGAAUCAAUGGCUAGAGCGAACACUACCCUUAAUACUUUGGCACGGAUUGAACUUUUGUAUUAGAAGCAUUCCGUAAAUACUGUUGUUUAUAACUGACCUGAGGCUGAUGCUUUAUACUUUGUUAUCUUAUUAUUAUUGAUUGUGUAUUGAUAAGCUCAAUGUUUCUCAAACUAAAUGCCAUUAGCCCUUUCUUGAUUUCCAGGUGUUCCUAUCAUAGUUCCCAGUACUCAAUCUUCAACUGUUAAUCCCUCUUUUGUUUAGUUGACGUCCAUUCACACCAGAGGUACUAGCAGCUCCUUCUUGAUUUCUAGGCUGCUAAUCCCUCUUUUGUAAAUUUAUGCCCAUACACCCUGUCCUGCAAGACAGCUUUCCUUUCAGAUUUUCUUCAAAUCUACAUGCAUUAACAUAAAAAAAUUGAAAGGUCAAGCCAUGGCUUGAGAAACAUUGAAGGAAUCUAUUGUUACUGUUAAAAUGGGCAAAAGGAAAUGAUCAAAGCUCUUCAAAGAUAUUUUGUUGUUAGUAUAACAUAUCAAUACAAUCUGCUGGGGAAUAUUUACAUUCUAUUUGAGACUGCUUUUAGUGUUAGAUAUAUUUUUUGAGACAUUUUUAAUAAGAGUGAAAAAAAAAAUAAACUAUAGAAAUAUUUUA
Biomphalaria glabrata is the source of this 3233-nucleotide messenger RNA. Its product is annotated as succinate--CoA ligase [ADP-forming] subunit beta, mitochondrial-like. Lineage: Eukaryota; Metazoa; Mollusca; Gastropoda; Planorbidae. The record is from RefSeq and is a predicted model, not a curated record. Gene Ontology annotation, molecular function: metal ion binding; ATP binding; succinate-CoA ligase (ADP-forming) activity. The transcript is spliced from 12 exons. Gene Ontology annotation, cellular component: succinate-CoA ligase complex; mitochondrion. Bases 81 to 1472 code for a protein of 463 amino acids. Gene Ontology annotation, biological process: tricarboxylic acid cycle; succinyl-CoA metabolic process.